UUAAGUAACGCACAAGCCAAAGCCUUCUGAUCGAAUAUUAAACAAACAAAUCCUUCUUUUUUAAGAGGCGGACACAAACCCUAACCACCAACCUUCUCCGUCGUCAAAUUCCCCGGCGAAGAUGAAACGAAUUGUUCGAAUUUCAUUCACAGACACGGAAGCAACCGAUUCUUCAAGCAGCGAAGACGAAUCACCACCGUCACGCCGUCGAGGUAAGAAGCUAGUCAAGGAAAUCGUAAUCGAUCCUUCUGAUCCCCCGGAGGUCGGAAAAACUCGGUUUAAAAUCAGGAUUCCGGCGAGGUUUCUUGCUCCGAAGACUACAACGAAUAAGAAGAAGUUCCGUGGCGUGAGGCAGAGACCAUGGGGAAAGUGGGCGGCUGAAAUUAGAUGUGGUAGAAGAGCUCACGGCGGUGGUAAAGGAAGACCUGAACGUGUUUGGCUUGGGACUUUUGAAACAGCUGAAGAAGCUGCUCUUGCUUAUGAUAACGCUGCGAUUCAGCUUAUUGGACCUGAUGCUCCGACUAAUUUUGGCCGUCCUGAUGUUGAUUCUCCGGUGGUGAAGCAAGAUUCUGAUGCUGGUGGUGGUGCCUCUGCAGCUUCUGGUGAAGAUGUUUGAUUUUCUUGGUUUUAACUAACUUGCAAGAUUCUUGAUUUUUUCAAAAAUUGUAUAUUGUCAUCUGGUGAUGUGUUCUCUCUUCAUUGAGUAGAAUUGGGAAUUAACUAUUGCUUCAAAUUUCCAUAUUGUUUUGUUACCUUAAUUGUUCUACAAAUUGGCUAUGGUUCAAUCUCAGUUUCUCUGUUACAGGUUGAAGAUCCUCUUGCAAUUUGGCUCAUGUCUUGAGCUCAUAAUCAAUGAUAGUGGCUUCGAUGUGUUCAUGAGCGUUUCUUGAUAAACCUGACUUUGCUCG
Molecule: messenger RNA, 908 nt
Organism: Arabidopsis arenosa
Lineage: Eukaryota; Viridiplantae; Streptophyta; Magnoliopsida; Brassicales; Brassicaceae
Source: the annotation of a GenBank genome assembly